This is a messenger RNA of Cadophora gregata, 807 nucleotides long. RefSeq lists its product as uncharacterized. Bases 1 to 807 code for a protein of 268 amino acids. Gene Ontology annotation, biological process: protein targeting to vacuole; ubiquitin-dependent protein catabolic process via the multivesicular body sorting pathway; protein targeting to membrane. Gene Ontology annotation, cellular component: ESCRT I complex. The transcript has 2 exons. The record is from RefSeq and is a predicted model, not a curated record. Lineage: Eukaryota; Fungi; Ascomycota; Leotiomycetes; Helotiales; Ploettnerulaceae.
AUGUCCUCUCCAUCACCAGUAUAUCCGCCCUACCAACCGCAUCGAAGCUCUCAGUCUUUUGACCCCAAUCUACCACCUGCACCUCCGCCAAAGCCGAGCAGUCAAGAGGUCAGUCGUCGUAGCACACCUGCCGGCAGCCAACCAAUGCCUCCUCCCCCGCCUCCACAGACACAAGAAGCUCUCGAUACCUAUGGUGGACGCUCUGAAGAAUCCCAGCCCUCGCAACAGGCCCGAUUCCGCGAGCAGCCGUAUGCACAGCAGACCCAAGAUCCUGGCGACAGAUGGCUUCCCAGAAUUCUAGAGGAUAAAUCCAAACAAGAUCUAGCCGAUGUACUGGCGAAACCAGCUCUCCUAGCAGCACUUGCCCACUCGUCUUCUACUGCACACCCCUCAGUCGCCACAUCACAAGAGCCGCUGCAAGCUGCAUUGACCGAGAACGUUUCUCUUGCUUCGCAUUUAAAAGAGCUUGAAGCACGAAUUAGCCACUUGCGAUCCUCCACCCAAGCUCAGCUCCUGUCAACGCAUGCCCUUGAGAGACAAUGGCGGCAGAAGCAGUCGGACAUGGAUCGUGCAUUGGCUCCCUUCUCACCUUCUUCCCUUUAUCAGCGUCUCAACCAAGGUAUGCAGGAACAAGAGAUGGUUUGCCGGGCCUUGGAAGAGAGUUUCCUUGAAGGAGAUGGCGGAACCGCGUCUGAGAGAGAAGCCUUUGAGUGGGUGAGACGAUACCGUGAGGCAAAAAAGGUCUAUUACUCACGUCAGGAGCGAAAAGAGAGAUGGGACGAAGGUCGUGUCGGAGGAUGGCGGUAA